Messenger RNA from Microplitis demolitor, 942 nucleotides. RefSeq names its product mitochondrial import receptor subunit TOM40 homolog 1-like. The coding region runs from base 1 to 942 and encodes 313 amino acids. Lineage: Eukaryota; Metazoa; Arthropoda; Insecta; Hymenoptera; Braconidae. The record is from RefSeq and is a predicted model, not a curated record. Gene Ontology annotation, cellular component: mitochondrial outer membrane; mitochondrial outer membrane translocase complex. Gene Ontology annotation, molecular function: transmembrane protein transporter activity. The transcript has a single exon. Gene Ontology annotation, biological process: protein import into mitochondrial matrix.
AUGGGACUAGUGCAAGCGUCAGUGAGUAAACCUAAAGAAGAAACAUGUGUGCCAUGUCCGGACGGUUAUUGGCCUGGUAAUCCCGGUACCUUUGAAGAAAUCCACAAAAAAGUCAAAGACAUGCACCCGCGUAAUUUUGAAGGUGCCAGAUUAUUUGUACGUAAAUCACUGAGCGAUUAUUUCAAUGCCUAUCACACGAUAUCACUGAGUUCAUUCAUGCCGUCUGGUUACAAAUUCGGCGCUUGUUACAAGGGAUCAAAGCACAUCGGACUCUACGAAAGAUAUCCGCUGAUAAGCGGUGACAUUAUGCCUAAUGGUAACCUGGCCGCAAGUUUUGCGCACACGAUUGGCUGCCGUUUUCGAAUUAAGCAUGUCACGCAAAUGGUCAAAGGCAAAUGCGUGACGGCGAGUUCGACAGCUGAAUACAGAUCGGAUGACUCAACGCUGUCAUUGAUAAUCGCCGAUCCGGAUAUUAUGAAACAGUCUGGAACUUUUGUAUUGCAUUACCUACAAGCGCUGUCAUCACGGCUGACCCUCGGCACGGAGAUUGCGAUACAUCGCAGCAAGUAUGUGCCAGGAGGCCAACAAUCCAUCAUGACAUUUGCGGCGAGGUACAGCAGUGGAGCCAGAACAUUAGCAGCGACUUUCGGGCAAGUUGGACUACAUGUUAGUUAUCAUCAUAGAGCGAGUCAGCAGCUACAGCUUGGAGUUGAGUUGGAGUCUAAUCUACGGACACUUGAUUCGACAGCGACUUUGAUCUACGAGCUUGAUGUCCCGCAUGCAGACAUGAUUUUCCGCGGACUUGUCAAUACUGAGACUACUAUUGGCGGUGUGUUCGAGAAAAAAUUGUACCCGAUGCCCGAGACCUCGUUGGUACUCAGCGGGAUGUUGAAUCACAGAAAACAGCAACUACGAGUUGGAAUAGGACUCAACAUCGGAUGA